Plasmopara halstedii is the source of this 1218-nucleotide messenger RNA. Its product is annotated as histone-arginine methyltransferase carm1. The coding region runs from base 1 to 1218 and encodes 405 amino acids. Lineage: Eukaryota; Oomycota; Peronosporomycetes; Peronosporales; Peronosporaceae. Gene Ontology annotation, biological process: peptidyl-arginine methylation. The record is from RefSeq and is a predicted model, not a curated record. Gene Ontology annotation, molecular function: protein-arginine N-methyltransferase activity. The transcript has 3 exons.
AUGCCGUGGCAGCAACACUCAUCAAAUGAAUCGAAGGCCUUGAUGCCGUCUAGCAACACCUCACUAUCAAGGAGUGAGUCGACAACAAUAAACACUGGUACACAAUCCGAGAAAACGACAGAAGAGGACGAAGAAAACCCUUUUUCGCAAUACUAUGGAAUGCUGCUCCAUCAGCAGAACAUGCUACAAGAUCAUGUACGCACAGGAACGUACGAGCGCGCUAUGCUCUGCAACCCAACAGACUUUCGAGACAAGGUGGUAUUAGACGUUGGUACAGGUUCGGGAAUUCUGGCAUUUUUUGCUAUCAAGGCCGGUGCCCGUAAAGUGUACGCAGUAGAACUAAGUGCUAUGGCCGAAUGUGCUCGUGAACUUGUGGCUGCCAACGGACUACACGACCGUAUUACAGUUAUCAAGGGCAAGAUGGAAGAAGUACAGCUGCCAGAACCUGUCGAUAUUGUGGUAUCGGAACCUAUGGGAUUUUUCCUAGUCCACGAACGCAUGUUGGAGACGUUUGUCUCGGCGGGCAAGAGAUGGCGGAGCCCAUCUCCCAGCUUCAAGAUGUUCCCGUCCAUUGGAACCAUGUUCAUGUCACCUUUUUCAGAUGACACUAUCUACCGAGAGCAGAUGGCCAAAGUGGCAUUCUGGCAACAAAAGGACUUCUACGGUGUUAAUCUGUCAAGUCUUCGGGGUCGGGCGGUGGCCAACCAUUUCUCGCAACCUGUCGUUGGAUAUUUUUCACCAAACAUACUACUUAGCUCACGAUAUGCUGAGCAUGUUAUAGAUUUCGCCGAAGUUACCAAGGAGCAACUUGACACGUUUGAUUUUCCAUUUCACUUUGUUGUCGAACGCACUGCAAUCAUGCACGGUCUCGGCUGCUGGUUCACGGUCGAUUUCUUAGGAUCAGAUGCGCGAGUCGUACUCAGUACAUCACCUCAUGAUGCAGGAACUCAUUGGUAUCAGUGUCGUCUGUUACUCUCCACUCCAAUCGCAGUCAAUGCGUCGCAGAAAAUCAGUGGCAACCUUCACUUUGUGGCCAACAAAAAAUUUAGCUAUAACAUUGACCUUGAAGUUCGUCUUGACGAGACUUCAAUUGUAUCACGAAAUCAUAUUCGACUGCACGAUCAGAUGUAUCAGUAUUUGUACUCAUCACAAGCUGCUUCAGCAGCGAUAGGCGGCAUCAAAGAUAAGGAUUGGCAACUUUUUGAGUAUGCAAUAUAA